Delphinapterus leucas (beluga whale) is the source of this 1430-nucleotide messenger RNA. NCBI's taxonomy places the organism in Eukaryota, Metazoa, Chordata, Mammalia, Artiodactyla, Monodontidae. The record is from RefSeq and is a predicted model, not a curated record.
GCGCCGCCCGCCGGGCUCUCGGCCCCGCCCCGCUCUGCUGUGGACCCCAGAGCCUUGUGGUCCUGGCGCCAGGCCGCAGAGCCCGGGCCGGCUGGCGCGUCCUCUCGCUCGACUGCCCGCAGGUCUCCGCCUGGGAGGCCGGGGUGCAGCCUCCAGUGCCCAUUCCAGGUGAUGAGGCAGCUGGCAGGGUCACCCCAAGGGCACUCCCUGGCGACUCUGAUGUUGGGAGUUCAGAGGCUGGGAGCAGGGAGGAAAGGGCAUUGGGACCCCAGAGUCGCCUUUGGGGCGCUACUGGUCUGGUCGCGCAGCCUGGCUGAGAGAGGACGACUCCAGAACACCAGUGUGGUGAGGGGCUGGGGUCUCAGGAAGCAGCGCACUUGGCCUUGGGGGCAGAGAGGGCAGGGGAGUGGAGUGUGCCAGGUCCUGACAGGACCUUACCUGCUGGCACCAGGUAAACGGAGGGAGCAGCGGCCGGUCUUGCUCGGCGGGGCUGGGGUAUUGGUGGGGCAGGGUGGGCAGGGCAGAGGGGCUGGGCGGGAAGGCCAGAGAGUAGCCAGCCAUGGAAGCCUAUUUGGAUCGUACUGUGAGGGCCGGGAAGCAGUAACAAAGUUUGGAGCAGGGAAUGGCUUGCUUGCGUUUGCGACCCUGGAAAUGCCCCAAGCCUGCCCAGGGCGUAGGUGGCAGCGGUGCGGCCAGCGGCUGUGGAGGGGGGCCGGCCAGGAUUUCAGGCUGGACACAGGUGUGCGGAGACAGACCCUGGGACCAGUGCGAGGCUGCCACCCGGGACGGGCCUGGGUCAGCCUGGAGUUCUCCCUGCUGCCACUUCCGCUCCCAUGGAGUCUCCGUCCGUGGCGCGGCCUGGCGGUGUGCCCCAGUCCAGCCCCUGCCUCUCUGACUCUCAGCACCACUGUGCACGACGGGCACAAGCCCCCUGGUCUGUGUCCCCGAGGUCACGUGGCUCACGGUUGGGGGGGGGGUGCCCGGGGGUGGCAGCAGGGAAGAGGUAGCCCCCGGGGUGUUGGCACCUGGCACUGCGGUGCGGCCAGCUGCUUCCCGAGGAGCCGGGCCUGGACCGAGCUAGUAGUGGGCCCACUAAGGACUUGUGUCCUGGGUACUAGUACCCUUCACUUCCUUUAAGGGGGCUGUUUCUCUGCUUAAAAGAAGUAAAAUCAGAAGCUUGGAAAAAGGAAUGACUCAUGCACAGUUGGUCAUGGGAUGGGGUAGGUCCCAGAGGGAGGCCGCCGCCACCUGGUCAGCCCCAACUUGUCCCGUGGAAGCAGUAGCCCACGUGUUGCCCUGGCCCCCGGUCACAACCCUGCUCCCAGCUGCUUCUGAAGAGUGAGCGGGAUGCAGCAGGGCCUAGCCAGUCACACACGCGGCACUGCUAGGGCUGCCCUGACGUGGGCAGCCUUUGACCUGGAUAAUGUUGG